AUGGUCAAACUUGAAACAGAACUCGUUACCAAUGACUUGAUUGUGGAUGUGAUCAAAUCGGAACAACAGCUGAAAAGAAUACGAGAUAGUGCUUUCCCAGCAAGUCCAGGCUACCCUACCCUUGAUGGACUGGAUAGCACCAUCAAUACACCGCGAACAUGUGUCUUUAGCGACGAAGACAAUACAAGAAGUUAUAAAAUCAGAGAGUUCAGCAAUUUCAACGUCUCCCUCAACGAUAUGUGGAAGCUCCCGCCGAUUGGUUCAUCGCUAGCCUCGCCGUCCUCACUUCAGAUUGGCAAGAGCGCACCAGUGGGUCUUUCCUUUCAAACGGAUGGCAAGCUGGAUUCCUCGAAUCAAUUUGGGAUGUUUUUACCGUAUGCUUCUCCCGUCGACUCGGAAUCGGAGGAGUGGGCUCACAGUCGGAUGUCUUCCGGAUACUCCAUUGAAACCGAUCUUACCAUUGAAUUAUGGCACAGGGGCUUUUAA
Messenger RNA from Puccinia triticina, 486 nucleotides. RefSeq lists its product as uncharacterized. Lineage: Eukaryota; Fungi; Basidiomycota; Pucciniomycetes; Pucciniales; Pucciniaceae. The record is from RefSeq and is a predicted model, not a curated record. Bases 1 to 486 code for a protein of 161 amino acids. The transcript is spliced from 3 exons.